AUGGACUGGACCAGAGGCCACAUUAUAGGCCAUGGCUCUACAGCAGCCGUGUCGGUCGCCAUGUCACGCUGCACCGGUGAGAUUUUUGCUGUCAAGUCCACGGAGUUGUCUCGAUCCGAAUUCUUGGAAAAAGAGCAAAAAAUUCUAUCAACAUUGAACUCUCCUUACGUAGUUGACUACAAGGGGUACGAUGUAACUAGAGAGAACAACAAGGUAAUGUUCAAUCUUAUGAUGGAGUACAUGCCCGAUGGAACACUCAUCGAUGAAAUUAGGAAACAGGGAGGCCAAUUGAAUGAGGAAUUGAUUCGACACUACACGAAACAAAUUGUUCAAGGCCUAGAUUACCUACAUUCGAAAGGGAUAGUACAUUGCGAUAUCAAGGGUCACAACAUUUUGUUAUGUAACACUGGUGCGAAAAUUGGGGAUUUUGGAUGUUCUAAACGGGUUGAUGGUGUGACAAUUGGUGGCACACCUAUGUUCAUGGCACCAGAAGUAGUUCGUGGGGAAGAACAGGGGUUUCGUGCUGAUAUAUGGGCGUUAGGAUGCACGAUUAUUGAAAUGGCCACAGGUGGUUCACCGUGGACUAGUUUUGUUACAACUAGUGUUAAUAACUCUGCUUCAUUGCUAUACCAUAUAGCAUUUUCUGGGCUAACACCAGAAAUUCCCAAGUUUUUGUCAUCACAAGCAAAGGAUUUUUUAAAGAAAUGUUUGAGAAGAGAUCAGAAACAGAGAUGCUCAGCGAAAGAGCUACUCAAACAUCGAUUUCUUGAUUUAUACAACGAAGAAAAUCAAGAUUUCAAGACGUGUUCUCCAACAAGUGUGAUUGAUCAAUGCAUUUGGAAUUCGAACGAAGAAUCAGAAAUCAUUGAUGAUUCAAUACAAGAAAUGAGUCGUUGUUUAACGGAUUUGACUCUACAAAGGGUAAGAAAAUUGGAAUUACAAUCAGGAAAACCAGAUUGGAAAUUGGAUUAUGAGUGUUGGAUCAUGGUAAGAAAGAAAAGUGUAAAAAUGGCAUGA
Solanum tuberosum (potato) is the source of this 1017-nucleotide messenger RNA. Its product is annotated as mitogen-activated protein kinase kinase kinase A. The coding region runs from base 1 to 1017 and encodes 338 amino acids. Gene Ontology annotation, molecular function: ATP binding; protein kinase activity. Gene Ontology annotation, biological process: signal transduction; protein phosphorylation. The record is from RefSeq and is a predicted model, not a curated record. NCBI's taxonomy places the organism in Eukaryota, Viridiplantae, Streptophyta, Magnoliopsida, Solanales, Solanaceae. The transcript is spliced from 2 exons.